Molecule: messenger RNA, 2538 nt
Organism: Diceros bicornis minor
Lineage: Eukaryota; Metazoa; Chordata; Mammalia; Perissodactyla; Rhinocerotidae
Gene: IL4I1
Product: interleukin 4 induced 1
Exons: 9
Coding region: 538-2238 (566 amino acids)
Biological process (GO): amino acid catabolic process
Molecular function (GO): L-amino-acid oxidase activity; polyamine oxidase activity
Source: RefSeq, a predicted model, not a curated record
GUAGUGGGCUAUACUAAUCUAGGUUUAAAUACACUCUGUGAUGUUCGCACAAUGACAAAAUCGCCCAACAACACAUUUCUCAGAAUACGUAUCCCCAUCAAGUGGCACACGACUAGAAUAAAUCAGGGUGAUGGCCACGUGGGAGGGAUGGCUGGUGCUCUGGUGCUGUGGGAGAAAUGGACCAAACAGGCUUCCUGGGGAAGGCCAGGAGGGGUCCCCAGGAUUGCAGCAGGAUCAUGGAUGAUGACUUCAUUAUAAUUACAGUUUCCCUUUCCAGGAAGAAAACAGACAGAUGUGCUUCCUUGCCAGUCCAGACAAAUGGCCUCCGCUUAAGUUCCUCCUCAUUAGCUAAUAUGAAGACAACAAAUGUGGUGACUAGAUUUGGGAUCGGAGGCUUUUAAAGGACCCUGGCACCUCUGGUUUAACAAGGACAAAGCCACCACCGCUCACCCCGGUUCCGCACACGCCCGACGAUGACUUCCGUCCCGGGCUAACCGGAAAGGCCAUGGGUGCUGAGAGAGCCCCCCAGAGCCAGCCAUGCAACACUGUCUCCCGCGGAGAGCCAUGGCUCCGUUAGCCCGGCGCCUCCUCGUCCUGGUCCCCAUCCUCCUCAGCCUGGCGGCCUCCCUCAACUGGAAGACUGCCCACAGCCAGUACCCCUUCGAGAAAUGCAUGCAGGAUCCUGACUAUGAGCAGCUGCUCAAGGUGGUGACUUUGGGCCUCAAUCGGACCUCGAGGCCCCAGAGGGUGAUCGUGGUUGGUGCCGGCGUGGCCGGGCUGGUGGCCGCCAAGGUGCUCAGUGAUGCCGGACACAAGGUCACCAUCCUGGAGGCAGACAACAGGAUUGGGGGCCGCAUCUUCACCUACCGGGACCCGAAUACGGGCUGGAUUGGGGAGCUGGGAGCCAUGCGCAUGCCCAGCUCGCACAGGAUCCUCCACGAGCUCUGCAAGAGCCUGGGCCUCAACCUGACCAAGUUCACGCAGUACAACGAGAACACGUGGACGGAAGUGAACAACGUGAAGCUGCGGAACUACGUGGUGGAGAAGAUGCCCGAGAAGCUGGGCUACAAACUGCGCCCCAAGGAGAAGGGCCACUCGCCGGAGGAAAUCUACCAGAUGGCGCUCAGCAAGGCCCUCAAAGAUGUCAAGACGCUGGGCUGCAAAAAAGCAAUGAAAAAGUUUGAAAGGCACACGCUCCUGGAAUACCUCCUCGGGGAGGGGAACCUGAGCCAGCCGGCCGCGCGGCUCCUGGGGGACGCGAUGUCCAAGGACGGCUUCUUCUAUCUCAGCUUCGCCGAGGCCCUGCGGGCCCACAGCUGCCUCAGCGACCGGCUGCGGUACAGCCGCAUCGUGGGCGGCUGGGACCUGCUGCCUCGCGCGCUGCUGAGCUCGCUGUCGGGGCCGGUGCUGCUGCACGCGCCGGUGGUGGCGCUGACGCAGGGGGCGCAGGACGUGCGCGUGCACAUCGCGACCUCGCGCCGGGCGCGGAGCAUGAAGGCCCUGGCGGCCGACCUGGUGCUGCUGACGGUGAGCGGGCCGGCGCUGCGGCGCAUCAGCUUCUCGCCGCCGCUGUCUCGCAAGCGGCAGGAGGCGCUGCGCGCGCUGCACUACGUGCCGGCCACCAAGGUGUUCCUGAGCUUCCGCCGGCCCUUCUGGAACGACGAGCACAUCGAGGGCGGCCACUCCAACACCGACCGCCCGUCGCGCUCGGUAUUCUACCCGCCGCCGGGCGAGGGCGCGCUGCUGCUGGCCUCGUACACGUGGUCGGACGCGGCGGCGCCCUUCGCCGGCCUGAGCCUGGAGGACGCGCUGCGCCUGGCGCUCGACGACGUGGCGGCGCUGCACGGGCCGGUCGCGUACCGGCUCUGGGACGGCAGCGGCACGGUCAAGCGCUGGGCGGAGGACCCGCACAGCCAGGGCGGCUUCGUGGUGCAGCCGCCCACGCUCUGGCGAGCCGAAGAGGACGGCGAGCCGGACUACGACUGGGCGGUCCCCUACGGCCGCAUCUACUUCGCCGGCGAGCACACGGCCUACCCGCACGGCUGGGUGGAGACGGCCGUCAAGUCGGCGCUGCGGGCCGCGGUGCUGAUCAACAACCGGAUCAACCGCGGGGGCGGGCUGGAGCACGUGGUGCCCAGCCACCGCCCGUCGAAGUGCGACUUGGAAAGGGGGGAGGCCCCCCACCAUCCAGACCUACGUAUUUUGAACGCACCGUACACGAUCCACGAGAGGACCUAACAUUAAAGUAUUUUUGGAAAAAGCCGUGGUCCUGCCCCCUCUCUGGCUCGGUCGCUUCCCCCAUCUGCAUGGAGCAAAGCCGUCGGCCCGCGCGGUAGGAGGGGCUGCGCCCACCCUGGAACCCCAGAAGCCGUCCUGCUGCUUCCUGGCAGUGGGCUCCGUGGGGGGCAGGGAGAGGAGGAGCAGGACGCACGCUGCUUUGCACCACGGGUAAAUGGUACUCACGGUGCCCAGCCGCUGUCACGACACAGAUGGGGCCUGAUACGAGUAAUGGAAAGCCCGACCGACAGUGGGUUAAAC